Drosophila teissieri is the source of this 2318-nucleotide messenger RNA. RefSeq lists its product as uncharacterized. NCBI's taxonomy places the organism in Eukaryota, Metazoa, Arthropoda, Insecta, Diptera, Drosophilidae. The record is from RefSeq and is a predicted model, not a curated record. The coding region runs from base 60 to 2306 and encodes 748 amino acids. The transcript has a single exon.
AAUAUAUAUUUUAUUACUGUUCAAGUUAACUCGAACCCAAACUCUAACCCGCUCACAAAAUGGAGAAUAUAGUAGAGAAAAAGCGGCAGACGGUAAAAUCUCCUCUGGCCCUUGAGUGCCAAACGUUCAACUUGACGGAUUCCACGCUUACCCCCAAAACCAACGAGUCUGAAAACUUUUCGAAAUUUACACUGGCCAACAUGGUGUCGCUACCGUCCUCCUUGACCGAACCCACGACCCGUUCGAAUGCGCAGGCGCAGCUGAAUGCCGCCUCGCCCAUGGGCAACUACACGGAGCGAAUGGUGGAGGACAUUCUGACCGAGAUUUUCAAGGAGCGACGGGGGGACUAUCCAGAGACCUCAUCCUCCUGCCACGCGGCUGAUAUGGCGUGGUCAUUUCAUGAGCGGGAACCGCACGUGGACAAACGCCUGCGCUACUGGAAGGAGGUGCUUCACCAGCGCAAGAAGGUGCAACAGCGCGUCCAGCGGGAAACGGGCAAGCUAGCCAGUGAGGUGCUCUUCAACCGCCGCUCCACGCUGGACAACCGGGACGGGCAGACGGUAAAGCAAGUGCUCGACUACGCGGACCGCAUGAAGUGCGAGCGUCUGAUGAGCGCGCCAAUUUCCAAGCUGGGAGACCAAGUGGAUCCCUGCACAUGCCAAGUGAUUCCCGGCCUGGAGGCCACGACACCGAAAGCAGAAAGGGUGGGCUACAAGGAUGUAGAGGUCAUUGGCUUGCCUGAGGUCUGCAAAAGGGAGCUCUUGGGCAAUGAGGCCUUGGAUCAGAUCCCACCACCUGGCUGGCUGCAAUCGGAGUUCCUGGACAAACGGCUGGAGCAACGCUUUUCAGACAUCCAAAACGUUGUGGAGUUCUUUCCCGAUGUGGACGCCCUGCAGGUGGAGGGCACUGCUAUCAGCAAGCUCAAGCGAUCACCAAAGCCGCUCCUAGUGGAUGUGGAUUCCAUGCACACGGUGACCAAAAGUGACAGCUCGCCAAUCUGCUCCGAGGAGUGCAUCUGCGAGUCGUGUGGCGAAACGGAGGAGAAAUCGUCAGGAGCCCAACCUCCCAUUCCGGAUGUGGGAUUACGGGUUAAUGGUGUGAAUUACAUUCCGUGCGAGGAAGAUGGUGGCGGAUUUAAGGACUGCUAUGAAAUCGUUGCCCGGUUCACAUGCGAUCCGUUUCGGCGUCGCUUUAAGCGCGUUCUACAGCUGACCAACAUUGGCAAACAGUCGCUCUCCUUCUCCUGGAAACAGAGCACUUACUACUACAACAGGGGAUCCCUGUUGCUGGCCCAGGACAACGAGUUUCACUUCGAUCUAGAGGGCUUCAGGCUUUCGCACGGGGAGACUCGAAGUGUAGCGGUGCUCUACCAGCCACGAAAAGUGGCGAUGGCGGUGGAGUUGUGGCUGCUUCAGGUGGAGCCGCGCAUCUUUUGCGGUCGCCAGGAGUCCUUACUGCUCCGCCUUUACGGACGUUGUACUCCGCCAGCGGACUACAUGGCCAAACUACUCGAGUGCCAGUGCGUCUGCAUCUGCAAGUCGGAUGCAGUGGCAAUUGAUAAACUGACCACCCAUUUGGGGGCCCUAGCUCCCAUGGUGGUGCCUCCUCCGACUUGCUGCCCUUAUGAGCGCCCUCUGGACGAUCGGGAGGCGUUUAACGCCCUAAAUCCAGGCUAUAGUUGUGCCCGCUUUGAUGACCUGGAGAUGCUUCGUGCGUUCCAUCAGCGGUUAAAGAAGCCGCGGGAACCGCUCUGGGACCUGCGCCUAUCAACGAUCAAGGACUACAUAAUGCGGAUUAGGACAUUGGUGGAGCGAGAGUCGAUAUUUUCCGAAUUUAACAAACUUCUCGCUCCUUUGCUGGGCGGCGUAUCCUCAUUGAAUGCCAAGACUACCAAGCAGGAUGAGCAAAAACAGCGGUCGAGGUUCAUAUAUGUGCGCGGUGUAAUCUGCAAUGGAAUCGCAGAGUGGGAGGACCUCAUGUUCAACGUAGAAGACUCAUUUUUCAAGCCAGAGCUACAGCGGUACUACCAAAGCUUGUUGGGAGAGUCCGAAGAAGGCGAUGAGGAAAAAUACGAAGAAGAACCAGAGCAGCCGAAGCCAAUGACGCCCAUCGACAUGGAGAAACUAAUGGAAAUUUUGGGCGAAACGGAGUUGGACGAGAAUAAGAUCCGGACGGCGGUGAUCCGCAAAUUGUAUCGGUCAAAAUAUUUCCGGGACGCGCUUUACAUCCAAACUUACUCACAUCUGUGCAACAUGUCAGAGGACAUUGUGUCCGUCAUAGAGAGUACAGAAAUAGUACCUACCUAGGGACUACUAUAA